Messenger RNA from Cotesia glomerata, 3286 nucleotides. RefSeq lists its product as uncharacterized. NCBI's taxonomy places the organism in Eukaryota, Metazoa, Arthropoda, Insecta, Hymenoptera, Braconidae. The coding region runs from base 1806 to 2849 and encodes 347 amino acids. The record is from RefSeq and is a predicted model, not a curated record. The transcript has 2 exons.
UUUGCUGCCCAAUGACCAAUUUUUCCGCAUAUGAAGCAUGGUUUGCUGCCUUUAGAAUAAAUUUUCUCUGUUGCGGCUUCCUUCCAUACCGAUUGCCUGCAUACAGGACGUUGUUGUCCUCUGCCGAUUCUGCAGAUCUCCUACUUCGAUUUUCAUCGAGUAUUUUCCCGAUCAGCGCCUCUGUAGUCGGUAAUUCGUCGUUUGAUCUAAUUGCACAUCGAAAAUUCUUGAAGCUUGGUGGUAGACUCUUUAAAAUUAAUACCACGAGCAUAUCACUUGGAAUUUUGAUGUCCAUACCUUCUAACUGCUCGACGGCGUUCGUAAAGCUAUCCAGUUCCCGAAAAUCAUCCUCCUCGUCGAUUUUGAAAGAUGUUAUCUCUGUCAGCCAUUCAAUUUUUCUCACUGGUCCUUUCGACGCGUAGAUUGACUGCAGUUUUUCCCAUAUUUCUUUCGACGUGUUACACUUUGUGAUCGUUUUCAAUUCGGCGUUGCCAAUCGACAAUAUAAUGUCCGCUUUGGCCUUCUCGUCGCCGUUUUUCCACUUCGCAAUUUCUCUUUCUGCGGCGUUGCUUCCAAUCGGAUACGGUAUUUCGCCGCUUACAUAACCCCAUCGGUCAUGUUUCACCAGGAUGGACUUCAUCCUCAGUUGCCAGACAUCGUAGUUACGUUUGUCUAGUAACUCAAUACGCGACGCUCCGUCCGCCAUCUUUGGUUAGCUAUUUUACGACCACGUGUUCACGUAAUUUUUACUCGACGAUUUUUAUUCACAGAAUUUUUACUUCUUUAUUAUUUUUAUAUCACUCACUUACUACUCGCCACUGGGCCCAUAACCUGUGGGAGUUAGGCAGGGAUCGAGUGAAUAUAAAUAAUAGUAGAGUAAGAUUUAUAUAAACGAUGUAUGAAUUUAUUAAGUAACUAAUUACAACGAUUGGAAAAAGAAUACUAUGACUUUACUCGAAAACGUGCUAAUAAGUAAGUGACUCGAGUAUACAAAAUUUCGGCAUAACUGCAUGCGCAGUAGAUCGACGCGUAGGCGUAUGUGUGGGUAGUGUACGUGUAAAUAUUACUAUAUUACUAUAUCUCCAACAGAAAAUCAUCCAGUAGUUGAUGAAAAAACAACAGAAUUUAAAAAUUCUUAUAUUCUCACUGUUGAAAAAUCUGAUGAGCUGGAAGCUAAGAUUAAAGCUCGGCGGCAGACAUUUAUUACUAAUAAAGAAGCAUUUUACCCCUUUAUAGUUUUUGUCGGACCUGUCUGCAAACCUGUCGACUUUCAUGUCAUAAUUGAUGGUACAAAACUGAAAGUUAAUACCGCACUUGAAGCUUUAGACGUAACUUUUAAAUUAUUUCUUCUAACAUCUUGCCCAUUUCCAAAAUUUGUGAGUCCGACAUACAUACUCUUAAAAAAAGUUAUUUAUCAAAUUACUUCACCAUCGAAAUCAUCAAUUCAGUUACAAAAAGCGCUAUUAUUUUUUGAAAAAAAAUUACAAACUGAGUUUGAUUAAUAUAUUAAAAUAACAUAUAUAAACAAUAUUUAUUAUAUACUAAUAAAUCUAUACGAUGGAUCCUCAAAUAUUUGCUCAGAGCUUGAAAAGAGAAGCUGCUUUAUAUAUUGCCAAAUUGUUUGAUUUACCCGACUUACCUCGAAGCAGAAUUAAUGACAUUACCAAUAGUUUCACACAAUUUUUAAAUAAUAGUCCUAUCACGAUUCUUUUUAUGCACCUAUUAAACAGAUUAGAAUUUUUAAAUGAAUCAAAUAAUUAAAAUAAAUAAAUAAUUUAAAUAAAUAACCUAAUAAUUUAUUAGCGAUGAAAACAAUGCUCGCAUUAAUUUUAAAUCCUUUCGAAGAAUUACGUACAGAGCAUCAAUGUUUACAACAUUUUAAAGACACUGAUACAUAUAUACCGCCAAUUGAAGUUGUUGUUGGAACCAAAAAACGUUACAAAAAUAUUAAAGAUGAAAUUAUUUCAACAAAUGAAAAUAUCACCGUUCAAGUUAUUCCACUACAACAAGUUUUACAAAAAUUUUUUGAAUUGCCGAAUAUUUUUGAACUUACUUUAACAUAUAUUAGAAAUCUAGAAAAUGAAAAAAUUCUUUAUUGUAAUGUAAUACAAGGUUUAAAGUGGAGAGAAAAAAAAAAUUUCGGUGAAAAAAUUGUUUUUCCUAUAUUAUUUUAUCAGGAUGAUUAUGAGACUAAUAAUCUUCUGGGCAGCCGAAAAGGGUUAGGCAAACUAGGUACAGUCUAUAUCAUUUAUCCUUGCUUGCCGCCAUCUCUACGAUCUAAAGUUGAAAAUAUUUUCUUAUUAUCAUUAUAUAAGUGUGAAGAUUUACAAUAUGUUACUUUGAAAACAAUGUUAUCUAGGGCUAUUAUAGAAUUGAAAAGCUUGGAAUCUACUGGUAUAACAAUAAGAACAUCGUCGGGGCAACAUAAAAUUUAUUUUUCAUUGGCUGGAGUGAUAGGAGAUAAUCUUGCUGUUUACUCGAUGCUAGGAUUUUGUUUGAUUAAUAGAGCUGAUAUAAACAGUACAUUUGAUGAGUCUGAUUGUAUACUCCGUACAGAUGAAAAUUACAAAAAUGAUUUGUUGAAAAAUAACCCUGCUGAAACUGGCAUUACCAGACCGUCAGUCUUGAGCGAUAUCAAAUCGUCUAAUACAAUAGACCUUUUAACAGUGGAUGUUAUGCACGACAUCUUGGAAGGGAUUUUAGAGUACGAUUUAGGUUUGAUCUUGAACUAUUUCAUCAAAGAAGCAAAAUUUUUUUCUUUAGAUAAUUUUAACGACAGGAUAGAAAGUUUAUAUUAUGGACCAGAUGAAAUAAGAAACAAGCCCCGAGACAUGAAAAAAAUCAGAUAACUGAAAAAUACUUAAAAAUUUCUGCUGCUGAAGCAUUAUGUGUUAUUCGCAAUCUUGGUGUUCUGAUAGGUCAUUUCAUUCCGGUUGAUGAUCUACAUUGGAAAUUAUGUAUUUAUCUGAAAGUCAUAAUAGAUAUUUGUUUAACCGCUAGGAAAAGGAUCUAGUCACAUACUUAUAAGAAGAAUUGCGCCUUCGGGCUUAAUCGUUAAAACUCGGGAAUAAUCGUAUCACGCUAUGGCCGUCGCCCAUGCGCGCCUUGGUUAGCGGUAGAGAAGCCGGCUCACGUGGUCGGCUGCAACAGUUGUGCUUGGACAUUUGUACUAGUACGACUACUCUGUGCGAAUCGAUUCUGAUAUUUCUUACUUACAUCUCACUUUCAUUUAAAUAUUUAAAUUAUUCAUUAAAUAUAAAUAAUUAUAUUAGCUUCAAUUAUACUU